Messenger RNA from Camellia sinensis, 1067 nucleotides. The record is from RefSeq and is a predicted model, not a curated record. Lineage: Eukaryota; Viridiplantae; Streptophyta; Magnoliopsida; Ericales; Theaceae.
GGAUAUUCCCGCAACACCCCCAGCUUGUAUGCGGACCGCUGACAGGCUCUCUUACUCAGAGGUAGUCGGCGCCAUGCUGGGUACUGAAGCCUUACUAUAUACUGAGGAGGGGGACUACGCCACCUACCGUCACAUAUACUUGAUGCCCCCAUUGACGGAAGCUCGUAUCCCGAUGAUGAGGCCUGCCGGUACGUCAUCCUCGGGUCAGGCUCAGGCUCGAGCUACAGACAUCCCUUCUUCUAGCAGGGCUGGCGCAUCUAGAGGUGGGAGUAGACCGUUUCCUCCGACUCCGUCGAUUCAUCCUCAUGUCGGAUGGCCAGAUAUGCCUACUGAGUUGAUGGCGUGGCAGUAUGGGGCUAGCUCUCCGACUCUGAUUCCACUAGAGCCUCCGAUGCCCAGUGAUCGAUACGCCAUUGAUCCGGACUCACCGCCGCCAUCGCGAGGAUACAUGGAGGAGGUGGUUGGACUGGUGGCCACACUCGAGGGCAUGGUCCUGCGUAGGGAAGCACAGUUGUCUGUCGCGGGCAUCCAGGUACCCUUCAGUUUUCUGGCAUUUAUCAUACUUCUGAUGACAUGCUGAUUUCUACUGCAUCGAUAGACUACUUGUGUAGAGCACAUCUGACACACACCCCACUUAUACACUGUACUUACAUGCACUCACUUCAUGUAGCCUCUGCUUGUAUCUGCAUCUGAUGUAUAUAUUUGGACUGAUGUAUUUGAAUUGAACUCUUUGUUUUCAGAUGCCUACAUGGUCCGGUCAGCCGCAGGCCAGGCCACCUGGGCCUCAUUGGGGAGCUGGGCCAUCUGGGCCUUAUCAGGGAGCUGGGCCAUCCGGGGCUUAUCAGGGGGAGGGGUCAUCUCGGCCUUCCCGAGGAGCCGGGCCAUCUAGGCCUUAUCGAGGAGCUCGAGGAGGGCCUGUCCGCAGACGCAGGGCUCAUGUUGUGGAGGUAGAGUCUGAUGAGGAGGAGGAGGAGGCUACCGACCGUCAGUUCGAGACAUCUGUUGAGGAGGGAGGCUCCGGUUUUGGCUCGGGGAACAGAGGCGAGGCUGAGGGGGAUCCUGAGGAU